AUGGUAGGCUCCAGCUUUUCCUCACGGCACGAAAGGCGAGAUAUGUCCCCUUAUAGUACACGGGAAAAUUUGGAGGCCGCACCGGUCCCACAACGGUGGUCGCUGCUGUUUGUACACAGACAUAUGUGGCGCACAAAGCGUAGGAAAGUGGAAGAAAAUAAUGUGGGAGGCCUGCACUUGACACCAUCCCUUGAGUUGGAGGAGAUAACGGAUGACGGUGAUGUAUGUUUACGGUGUUCGCAAGAGGAAGGGACCGAAAGGGACAAUAGUAGCGAGAAUGAACGGAGCUCUUCACCUGUGCCGGUACCACUCAAUUCUGUUAACCCUCAGUUUCGACAAGCGGACGGAGCUGCACUGCCCGACGGUGACGUCGAUACUUUGGGAAUUUUACCGUCGCUGGCGCACCCAGUGGUGUUAGGGAAAGCCUUGGAUGCUAUUGAACUUGUGGCAAAGCAUGUACAACAUCUACACUGCACGAAAUGCCCGCUUUGCGGGCCGCCGAAGCCGCCAACUUGGUGGUCCACCCCGCGCGCAAGAAGGCGUCUGAGAAGGGAGGAUAACCAAGUUGGGAUACGCAGCAGAGCUGACUGGGAAGCCGGGGAAACCUCACACAACAAAGAAAAUAUCUCUUCACCGUCAUCUUUGAUCGGAGCAGUACCACAGCGCAGAACGGUAGCGGCGUCUAACACUUGCUGUAGUCACAAAGAUGAUGUGCGGCGCGCACACGUCCUUUCCAAAGCUGAAGAAUUUCUUCAACACAUAUAUGACAGACGGAACCGGUUAAUCGCGUCGCGGCCACUGAUGUACGCUGUACCUGCCGAAUCCCAUGUGCUUUGGCGGGAGUGCUCCCAACUUGGUGGGGUUGCACUACUGGAGGCACUUCUUCUGGGGUUCACAUCACAGGAAGUAACGUAA
Trypanosoma brucei brucei TREU927 is the source of this 915-nucleotide messenger RNA. RefSeq lists its product as hypothetical. The record is from RefSeq and is a predicted model, not a curated record. The transcript has a single exon. NCBI's taxonomy places the organism in Eukaryota, Euglenozoa, Kinetoplastea, Trypanosomatida, Trypanosomatidae. Bases 1 to 915 code for a protein of 304 amino acids.